Aphis gossypii (cotton aphid) is the source of this 2441-nucleotide messenger RNA. RefSeq names its product putative inhibitor of apoptosis. NCBI's taxonomy places the organism in Eukaryota, Metazoa, Arthropoda, Insecta, Hemiptera, Aphididae. The coding region runs from base 467 to 1885 and encodes 472 amino acids. The record is from RefSeq and is a predicted model, not a curated record. The transcript is spliced from 8 exons.
GACACCAGAGCUCAGCUACUUCGAUUGGAAUAAACAAUGAGCGUGUUAUCAUUUUCCUCCUUGUUAACCGCUUAACCCGCAGUCCACCACGUUUUAUUGAACGUAAUAUUAUGGGCAUGACUUUGUGUUUAGCUGAUAUCCAAGCCCGGCACGCUCUGUUCAAAUAUAUUUCAUUAUUUUUAUUCGCCUUUAACGUAUUUCUUCUGGCACUGUUUAUUGGUUUACAUUAUUUUUACAUUAAAAAUCGAUCACGGAUCAGUCGAAAUUAGAUAGCUACAACAUUAGUCAGGUACGGAAAAAACGUGCUCAUAUCAAGCUACAUUUUUGUAAACCGAUAUUUCAGAAGUCGCAGUCACCUUUCGUUCGGCGCCCCUAAUACUCGUGCUUGUUUUCAUCACUAUUUUAUUUGUCCGUCAACGACAUAUUUUGUGAAUCCAAACACAAACCCGCUAGCACCGAAUACAGGAUGGAUAUUGAUAUGGAUUUUGAAAGUCGUUUGAGAACCUUUAAUGAAAAUUGGAGUUUAACUUUUAUAACACCUUUUGAAAUGGCCCAAGCUGGUUUUUUUUAUUUAGGCGUUAGAGAUCUAGUGAAAUGUAAUGAUUGCCAAUUAAGACUUUCUACAUGGCAAAGUGGUGAUAAACCAUUAUGUAAACAUUUUAGUCUCGCUACUAAAAAAUGUAGAUUUGUUCGACAGUCUAUGAAGACAAUUAAAGGUCGUAUGCAUACAUUUCAAGACUGGCCUGUUAGCUUUUUGAAACCUCGUGAUAUGGCCAAAGCUGGUUUUUUUUACACAGGUGUUGGAGAUAAUGUAGUGUGUUUUAAGUGCUUGAAAGACUUUGAUAGAUGGGACAAAAAAGAUACUCCAAUGGGUGAACAUAUGUUUCAUAUGCCAACAUGUCCAUUUGUUCUUUCAUACAAAAGACAUUUUAACAAUCCUUCUGGUCCCUAUGGCUUAACCAGUUUAGAAGUAAAAACAAUUGAAGAUAAGUUACAUGAUGAGGGUAUUGUGUUAUUCAUAAAUCCUUUAUUUUAUGAAACAAUGGUUGCUUUUCAAGCCCGCCUUAAUUCAUUUAAUAGAUGUGUGAUAUCAUUGCAAUUAGACAUUAAUGCUGUAUGCAAAGCUGGAUUUUUUUAUUCAGGCAAUGGUUAUACUGAUAGUUUGACUUGUUUCUAUUGUGGUGUUACUACCAUUCAAUGUAAUGAAGACUUUGAACCAUGGGAAGUACAUGCCGAAAAGUCAAAAACAUGUAAUUAUUUGAUUUUAAAGAAAGGCAAAAGCUUUUGCGACUGGGUGAAUGCCGUGGAAAUAGAUGAAAUAAAAUCCGAUCAACUGAAAUUAUUCAAGUUGAUUGCUGCAACGAAAAAUACACUCACUCUCAAAUCAAAAAUGAGUAUACAAUCAACAAAAAAGCAUUUUAUGGGGAUAAACAUUACCAAAUUAUUAUUUGAAAAAAUUGAUGAGCAUCAUUUUCAAAAGCUAGCACCUAAUUUAUUGCCAGAUGAUAUGUUAUGUAAAAUUUGCUAUAGGGAAGAAGUCGAAAUAGCUAUUGUCCCUUGUGGUCAUGCCAUUACCUGCAUUGAAUGUGCUUUAACGUGUAAUUAUUGCUCUAUGUGUAGAAUGGCAUGCACAAGAUUAAUGAGAAUACAUUUAUGUAUGAACAAUGAAAAUAAUGAAAAUCUCAAACUAGAACCGUGCAGUUCAAAAAUUUCUUCAGACAAUGAACUGAACCCAAAGCUUUGCAAAGUUUGUCGUAAAGAAGAAAUGUCAACAGUAUUAUUACCUUGUAGGCAUGUCUAUACCUGUAUCAAAUGUGCAGAAGAAACGAGUGAGUGCCUUUUUUGUAGAGAAGAUGUCUAUUCUUUUAUUAAAAUAUACUUAUAAGCUUUUUUUUUUGUAACUUAUGUCUUCCAAUAAAAUGACACAUUUUUAAUUAUAAACAAUGCAUAAAAUAAUAACAAUAACUCUUAAAGAGAUUCAUAAUGUAAAAUAAAUAUUUAUUUUUACUUAUUUUUUUUUUCUUUAUUUUUUUUACUUUUGUCUUCAUUAUUGUAUGUCUGACUAGAACUACCUUAUUGUUUUUAGGUAAAUGUUAUUAUUAAUGCAUUAAUGAAUCAUUUUAUAUAACUAUUUAUUUUUAAUUUCUUUAGUUUUGGUUUAACUUGUGUAUUAUUAGUUUUUUUUUUAUUAUAAAAAAAUAAAAACCAAAGGCUUUUUAAGGUGGUUGAAGUCAAUUAGAUGAAUGGUCCAAGUAUAUUUUCUAAAAUAUACCUAAUAAAAACAUUUUUGAAGUAUAAAUUUAUUACUUUUGUGUGAUAGAACACUAUUUUCUAAUUUUAAACAUUUUUACUAUGACUUAAUACUUAACCUAACCUAACUUGAACCACUUUAAUUAUUUGUAGAUAUGUGUUUAUGUUUUUUACAUUUAUUUGAAUUCAAU